GUUGAACAGUUACACUUUGAAUAUUGCAGUUUGGAGAGGGCCCUUGAUUGAUUUUAGCCAAGGAAUACAGUUCCUCAUCAAGCUUACCGCUUUUUUCCAUGGAUUCUGAACAGCUCCUCCAGUGUCCCUAUGACAAGAGCCACCAAAUCAGACCCUGCAGAUUCCCCUACCAUUUGGUGAAGUGCAGAGAGAACAAUAAGAAGAUUGCCAAGGAAUUAGCAACAUGCCCUUACAAUGCCCGUCACAGAGUCCCAAGGCAAGAGCUCAGUUUGCACAUGUCUAGCUGUGAAAAUAAAGUGUCUCAGGAGUUAGAGGGAGUGGCCUAUGGUUCUACAAACAGAGCUAGAGAAGUCAUUGCCUUUCAGUGUCCCCCAUCACAGGAAGAUUGGGAAGCAGAUGCUGAUGAGUCUCCUGCUCCUCCUUUUGUGUUUGGAACCAGCCACCUAUCUCAGGGGAACCAGAAUACCAGCUAUUCUUUUUACAAAGGAUCUAAGUGAGGAUUUACCAGAAGUGACAACAGCCUUAACCUUUUCAAGAACCUAAAUGGUUUUCAAUAAUCCUGAACCUCUUGUUAACCCAGAACCCGAUUUGAAAGACUUCCAUCUGUUUUUUAAUAAGUAAACUCCUGUUUGUGUGUUUUAAAAUCAAUAAACUAUU
Molecule: messenger RNA, 657 nt
Organism: Sphaerodactylus townsendi
Lineage: Eukaryota; Metazoa; Chordata; Lepidosauria; Squamata; Sphaerodactylidae
Product: gametocyte-specific factor 1-like
Exons: 7
Coding region: 99-497 (132 amino acids)
Source: RefSeq, a predicted model, not a curated record